GCAUGCGCAGCGGGAGCGGGCCCGGGAGUUGGGGCGGGCAGUGUCUUCCGUGUGCCACGGUCGUCGCUUCAGCCUCGCUGUUCCUGCCAGUCUGUGGCUGCUUUGCCGGUGUUGGCCCCUCGAGGGGAAGGGAGUGGGCCGACAGAGCGUGCGUGCGCGGGGAUCUCCGCAGUCCCAGCAGUUCCCCUCGCGCAGGAGUCAGAGCAGACGGGGGAGGCCCUCGACGGCGCCAUGUCGGCGGGCGGCCAGUGCCCGGCGGGGGCCGGUGGGGGCCCGGGGGGCGCCUCCUGCGCCGUGGGGGUCUCCCCCGGCGGAGUAUCCAUGUUCCGAUGGCUGGAGGUGCUGGAGAAGGAGUUCGACAAGGCAUUCGUCGAUGUGGACCUGCUCCUGGGAGAGAUCGAUCCGGACCAGGCGGACAUCACUUAUGAGGGGCGACAGAAGAUGACCAGCCUGAGCUCUUGCUUUGCGCAGCUCUGCCACAAAGCCCAGACUGUGUCCCAAAUCAACCACAAGCUAGAGGCACAGUUGGUGGAUCUGAAAUCUGAACUGACGGAAACCCAAGCAGAGAAAGUGGUAUUGGAGAAAGAAGUACAUGAUCAGCUUUUACAGUUGCACUCUGUUCAGCUUCAGCUUCAUGCUAAAACUGGCCAAAGUGUUGACUCUGGUACCAUUAAAGCAAAAUUGUCUGUCCCCUCUGUGGAGGAGCUGGAGAGAGAGCUUGAAGCAAACAAAAAAGAAAAAAUUAAAGAGGCUCAACUUGAAGCUGAAGUGAAAUUGUUGAGAAAAGAGAAUGAAGCCCUUCGUAGGCAUAUAGCUGUUCUCCAGGCUGAAGUUUAUGGGGCAAGACUGGCUGCCAAGUACUUGGAUAAGGAACUGGCAGGAAGGGUUCAACAAAUACAAUUACUAGGACGAGAUAUGAAGGGACCUGCUCAUGAUAAACUUUGGAACCAAUUAGAAGCUGAAAUACAUUUGCAUCGUCACAAAACCGUUAUCAGAGCCUGUAGAGGACGCAAUGACCUGAAAAGGCCAAUGCAGGCACCACCAGGCCAUGAUCAAGACUCCUUAAAGAAAAGCCAAGGUGUUGGUCCAAUUAGGAAAGUUCUCCUCCUUAAGGAAGAUCAUGAAGGCCUUGGCAUUUCAAUUACAGGUGGGAAAGAACAUGGUGUUCCAAUCCUCAUCUCUGAGAUCCACCCAGGGCAACCUGCCGAUAGAUGUGGAGGGUUACAUGUUGGGGAUGCGAUUCUGGCAGUCAAUGGAGUUAACCUAAGAGACACAAAGCACAAAGAAGCUGUAACCAUUCUUUCCCAGCAGAGAGGAGAGAUUGAAUUUGAAGUAGUUUAUGUGGCUCCUGAGGUGGAUUCUGAUGAUGAAAAUGUAGAAUAUGAAGAUGAGAGUGGACAUCGUUACCGUUUGUACCUUGAUGAGUUAGAAGGAGGUGGUAAUCCUGGUGCUAGUUGCAAAGACACAGGCGGGGAAAUCAAUGUAUUACAAGGAUUUAAUAAGAAGACAGUAACUGAUGCACAUGAAAAUGGAGACUUAGAAACUUCGAGUGAAACUCCCCUAGAUGACAGUGCUUCUAAAUUAGAUGAUCUGCACAGUCUGUAUCAUAAAAAAUCUUAUUAAAUUGACUAUAUUUCCAGACAAGAUUGUUGAAUUUGGAGCACUAGGGUAGAUGGUAACAAAGACUAUACAUGAUUAAGGGAGGCUGUUUGUUGCCUAAAUGAAAGGCACGUUCCUCGGGGCUUCAGAUGAACAAUUCUAAAUGCAUAAACACCGCCAUUUUCUGUGGUAUACCAUAGUUAGCAAGUGCAUGCAAAGCAAUUUUUAUUUUCUUAAAAUUGUAAGCACCAAAACAUGUGCUUCCCAAAGGGAAUUUACUAGAUACUCUUAAUGAAGCACUGCUGUUUUAUUUGGUUCUUUUUCCAUUUAGUAGAAAGGAAUUUUAUAAAAAAUAGCCUUUAAAUACAAGAGAGUAAGUGAGUUCGUAUUAUAUAUUCCAGAAUGUUAAAUAUGGUGUUUCAGAGGACGGAAGUUGACUCAGUGAAUUGCAGAAAUGUAGGCAUGACUUAAUUUUUUUUAAUUGAAAGAACAGUCUUAGUUUUUUUUUUUUUUAUUUAUUGUACACCCUGAUUUCUAAAUCAGUUCUUAAUGCUCACUUACUGUAAUAAGUUGGUCUUCGAGCUUUAUUCAAUGCAGUACAAAAUAGUUUUCUUCAAGCAAUCUUUAAUCAUUACUGCACUGGAAAUAAUUUCUGAAAAGGUCUUGCACAUUUUACUUUUUUGGUUUUUAAAAGAAAUGUAAAUGAAUGUAAAAUAUCUGUUCUCAAUUAUGUUCAUCAGUGUGCAUGGUAGUGGAACAUUACACUGUUAAUAUUUAGUCUCAAAUGCUUAUUUUCUGGGACCCACAAUGACAGUUUUAUGCAUUUUGAAUUGUUCAUAAAGCUUGUCUUGUGAUAGUCCUGGCACUUAAAGAUAAAUUUUUUUUUUAGUAAAAAUGCAAGUUGAAUACUAUGUCACAAAAUACAUUGCAUUCAAACAGCAGUUUUCUCUCAAAGUAACUGAUUUGAGAGCAUCUAAAAAACUGAGGGCAAAGGUGGGCAAAAUGAGGUGAGAACAUUUUGAUCCAGUAUUGUUUUGGUUGGUUUUUCAUGUCAGUGUAUAUUUGACUAAAGCACUCUUCAGAUGCAAGCUAUGAAUUUGCUAGUUCUCUUAUCCAGGAUUAAGCAUGGGAUGCCUCCUCUUUUAUUUACUGUUCUGUAGGCCAUUGUACCCUGCUGGGCAGUGUCAAAAUAUUACAUUUAAUGAGUUCAUAAGUUUUGCCAGUAUCACUGUUUAAAAGGAUAUACAUUUAAGGAAAUAUUAAGUGGAACAAAGCCUAGUAGGCUUUUAGAAUAUUAUCAGUAUCUUCCAUUUUCAAUAUUCAGAUGCUGUGUGAUCUUAAACACAUUUUUUUGUCUUUUCUAUGUGCACUAUAUAUUUGUUCAUAGAUAAAUCUAUAAGAUGUAUAUACUUUAUUUGGUGACUUUGCUAUUUAUAAAUUUUAUGUUUUAACUGGCUCAUUUAUGGUUUGUUUGGGUGGUUUUGUUCAUCUGUAUAUCACCAUGUUAGUUUGUAACAGAAGUGCACUUCAGAGUGUAUCUUGUUACUGAUAUUAAAGUAUGUUAUAGUGUAACAUUGCCUCUAAGCAAAAGCCAGUAUUUAAUUAUAACUGAAUAAGCAAGGUACAUAUUAUUUGCUCUGACAGGCUAGGCCUCUUAAAAGAAAAAAAAAAUUUUUUUUUCCUCAUACAUUCCCCCUACCCUUACACAAACCCCCAUGCAUGACAUGAGAUCUGCCAACUGGAUUUCAGCUAGUGUAAUCAUUUACAGAAAAAGUUUCCAUUGUGGCAGAUCUGAAAACUUUUUUUUGCUGUGACAUGAAGCCAUGUUAUUCUUAUCUUCAUAAAACACAAUCUGGGAUGGGAUAGCCAUCACAUUUUCAGAAAAUAUCCUUUAUCCAUUACUAUGACUGAAUCCUUUGGAAACAUAAACUUUGAUUUUCAAGAACUAGCUAAUGAAUCUGUAAAGAGUAUUUUUGAAUUGGCAUUUUUGUGAGGAUGCUGUGUAAUUUGAAGGCUUGUAUGAGAUGGGUUAUGAUAGAAAUUCCUUUUAAGGGCUGAUAAACAAAAUGGAAAAUUUUCUGUGUAGUUUAAAAUUCCACAGAUCAGUUUCCUUUUUAUUACCUCUUCACCUUGGUCUGCAAGCCUACAUUAGAGCACCGUGAGCUUCCUGUCAGUUGUUAGAGUGAUGUUAAAAGUUCAUUUUAGAAUAUAUGGCCUUUUGGGGAUGAACUAAGACUUUUUUCAAAGGACUGGAAGAAAAGCCGUUUUUAUAUUUUCACAUUUAUAGAAGAAAAAAUCAUAUAUAGCACUCAAGCUUCCAGGAAAAAACAAACAGAUGACAGAAUUAUUGCAAAACCAUUAGAAUUUUUAAAAGAAAAGAAAAAUAUACACAUGCACAUACAGAUAGAAUAAUUGAGAAAAAAAAAUUUCAACAUUACGUGUGGUUUGGGUGUAUAUGCAUAAAUAUUUACACCUUGAACUCUAAAAUUCUCUUCUACAGCAUCUCUUAUGAAUUGGUUGAAAAAGUGACAUUUGGGUUGUAGGACUAUUGUUAAAGUAAAUUUCAGAGAGAUGAAGAUUAAGUCUUGGUAAUUGUAACUGAAUAGUUGUCGAAAGUUGGCAGAGUUGUCCUUGGUGCUGGUUUCUUCCCCCACCACAGUGGACUUAUUUUUUUUUUCUUGUUUAGAAACUGAAAGGUAUAUUGACUCAUGUGUAUGUUGAACAAUUCUUUGACAUCCUUAUUUUAUUAUGUAAUCCAUUAUUUCACUAUCUAGUCUUUUAGGGUCAGCCUCAAAUCUGUAGGAUUUACAACAAAUGUAUUAUAUAAUCUAGUUAAGUUGAGUUUAAUAUUUUUUUUAUUAGCCUGUAAAUAAAGAUGGCACCUUCUACCUUAAAUGGUAUUGAUGUCAUUUUUUAAAAAUAAAUGUUUUAUUUUUCUUUCACAUUAAAUAUUUUUGUUUAUUAUUUAUUUCUAAAAGCUCCAUUAUUUGUACCAACAUGUCAUACACUCUGUGCAAAGGCUGAACUCAGUUACUAUGGUGAAGCCAUGUUUUUUUGGUGGGAGUUAACUGUUUGAUCUUUGGAACUUUUUAAUCUGAUUUAUUUAAAAAUAUGCUGCUUGGAAGGAACUGCCGGGGCAACCAUGGGACUAGUUUUCUGUUGAAACUUGGCAGAUGGAGAAAACUCUAGUCUCCUUGGCUUAGUUCUGAGUUAUAUUGAUGGCCAAUGUUAUCUAUGAAGAUAACAUUGAUAAAAAUUAGAAAACCAGUCCUACAUUCUAUGUAAGGAAGGAUGUUCUUCCAUUUUAUCAAUCAAACAUAUAUAAUUUAGAAGUUCCCAAAUUAGGCUUAAAAUAAUUUUUAGGAACAUUCAUUUUAAUCUGUCACUCAACUUCUUUGCCUCAGAAGUUUUACAUCAGGUAAUUUAUAGUUAAGAACUGGUUAUAUAAUGUGUAGGAAUGCCUUUUCUUUGCUAAGGGCAUUUAAGGUCAGGAAUUUGAACUUGCAAAUUGGUAUUGUACUCUCAGUAUUAAUAUAAAUCAUAAAUUUUGGGAAAGGACUUGAAUUAUGAAUGUUUGGAAAUACUUAAUUUUUGUCGUUGAAUAACCUUGAUUUAGUGUUAAUACAUAUGUGCUUUCUGUGUAUGGGUUUAAACUCUGAAUUCACUAAGCCAUUUGAAAAAAUUCUUUUCCCCAGAAUUCAUCUACAUAGGAUAUUGUUGAAUUUGUGAAAUUUAAAAGAUUAUUUGCAGUUUCCUUAUUAAUCAGUGUUCUAUUUUUAAUGGUUUUAGAACUGUAACUGGUUUUUUAUGUUUGUUUGUUUUUAAACCAAAAAGCAUUGCAAAUUACCCUGUGCUGUUGGUGCUAAAUAUUUGUUUGAUAAUAAAUCUUUUUCAGGUGUAUUUUGAGAGCCAUGUCACUGUUGUGGCAGCCAUGAGAAAGCAAUCUCUCAGGUCUCUACCUGCAGGAAGCGUAACUGACUGAAGGCCCCAGCUGCUGCGCUCUGAAAUCCAUCACUGUGUUCAUGCUGAGGCUACGCUUCCCACAGGCUGCUCCCAGCCAAUGACUGAUCAUGACAGGGAUGUGAUAACUCCUCAACUUUGGCUCACAGACUCCAUGAUGGUCUUGCCAAACUCCCUUAGGAUUGCGUUGUAGUCUAAGAUGCUUCUACUCAGCUUCCUUCCUCCUUUCCUUGACCUGGGGUCAGACCUGCAUUGUGGUCCAGUUGCCUCCCAGCCUCUCGCCAACCCCUGCUCCUUCCCUAUUUUCCCUCACCAGUGUUGCCCCAAUAAAUGUAUUGCACAGCUAAUCCUGUCUUAGUCUUGGUGGACCCAGAUUAACACAAGUGGACUAGGAAUGGGUUUGAGGAAACAGGUGGUAAAAUGGGGAUUUGGGAAACUGGACAACAUCCUGGUGGGUAAGUUGAGUACACGUAGUGCUUGGCACAAGCGCAGUUGCUAAAUAUUUCACAGGUGAUGUGCAGAAGAGUUAAUGUAACAAGCACAAGACUGUUAUCCUUAGGCCUGCUCAUAAGGUCAGUCUUUUCGCUGGCAUCUGGUAACCUGAAUUUCGGGAGUGCUCUCAUCAUUCUCUUAAUUGAUAAGAGUGGUUUACUGUGCCUAAAUGUUUGUACAAAUAAUAAGAUUUAUGCUGAACACCAGUUUUUCUUCUAGGAGUCUGGAAUUCUGGUAUGUGCUAGGCAGAGGGUGUCUGUGUGACUGACCCAUGAUAAAAACCCAGGGCUUGUAAGGCUCAGGCAAGCUUCCCUGGUAAAGAACACUUUACGCAUGUUACACAUGCUGCUGGAGGAAUUACACGCUUCCUGUGUGACUGCACUAGAGAGGACUCUUGAAACUUGAGCCUGGUUUCCUCUGGACUUUUUCCCAUGCACCUUUUCCCUUUGCUGAUUUUGCUUUGUGGCCUUUCUCUGUAAUAAAUCACAGCUAUGAGUACAACUAAA
This is a messenger RNA of Choloepus didactylus (southern two-toed sloth), 6557 nucleotides long. RefSeq names its product golgi associated PDZ and coiled-coil motif containing (gene GOPC). Gene Ontology annotation, cellular component: Golgi apparatus; trans-Golgi network transport vesicle; membrane. Gene Ontology annotation, biological process: negative regulation of protein localization to cell surface. Lineage: Eukaryota; Metazoa; Chordata; Mammalia; Pilosa; Megalonychidae. The record is from RefSeq and is a predicted model, not a curated record. The transcript is spliced from 9 exons. Gene Ontology annotation, molecular function: transmembrane transporter binding. The coding region runs from base 232 to 1623 and encodes 463 amino acids.